Porites evermanni is the source of this 3129-nucleotide messenger RNA. The record is from the annotation of a GenBank genome assembly. Lineage: Eukaryota; Metazoa; Cnidaria; Anthozoa; Scleractinia; Poritidae.
AUGGUGGAUUACCAACCCUUAGGAGGGAGUUCGUAUAUAGAACUCCCGAAAGAUGUCUAUGAUACCAAAGCUAUUGUCAAUGUGAAAAAUGAUGACCAGGAAUGUUUUAAGUGGUCAGUACUGGCAGCCCUCCAUCCAACUUUAAAGAAUGCAGAGCGAGUCAGUAAGUACCAUGAGUAUAAAGACGAACUCAAUUUUGAUGGAAUCGACUUCCCCGUCACCAUUGAUCAGAUUGGAAAGUUUGAGAAACAGAAUCCAGGAAUCAGUGUCACUGUCAUUGGUAUCGAUAAACCAGAGAGAAGCAAAAAGGGAGUUGUCUUACCUUCGAUCAUGUUGCCUCUUAGAGUACCAGAUCAGCAACUCGAAAAGCAUGUCGUUCUGCUCUACUGGGGGCGUGAAGAACAGCAUCACUACGCUCUGGUGAAAAACUUUAACAGACUUCUCUCUAGAACCAAGUCUCAUCAUGAGCAAACUUUUUUUUGUCAACGCUGCUUUCAAGGUUUCAUACGCCCUGAUUUACUUGAAAAGCAUUCUGAAAUUUGUCGUCAUAUCCCCAUUCAAGCGGUUCAAGUGGUCGACGAAGAAAUUUCGUUCAAAAACUGGGCAAAGACAGAGGAAAGUUUAUUUAGAAUCUAUGGUGAUUUUGAAUGCCUUCUCCACGAAUGUGAAGAAGGAGGCGACAACGAGAAGACCGUUAAAGUGCAAAAACAUAUCCCCUGCAGCGUCGCGUGGGUUUUAAUCUCCAAUCAUCCUGAGGUAGAAUCACGUAGUUUUCUGUAUCGUCCCUCACCAAAUUCAGACAUGUCUCUAGAAGAGACCAGUGAGCAAGUCAUUGACCAGCUGAUGGAAAGUCUCCAGCAAAUUGAAAAGGAACUGCUCCCUUACCAGCUAGAGGUUAAACCUAUGGUAAUGACUGAAGAACAGGAAGCCGAUUUUCAAGCUGCUACUCAUUGUUAUAUGUGUGAAGAGCUCUUCUAUGAGAAAGAAGAAAAUUGGUGCAAAGUACGCGAUCACAAUCACGCUACAGGAGAAUACCGCGGAGCGGCGCAUUUUUCAUGUAAUCUGAACAAGCGGCGUACAACACACAUCCCGGUGUUCUUCCAUAAUUUGCGCGGGUAUGAUUCCCACCUCAUCAUGCAGGGGAUUCACAGAUAUGCCAACAAGAAAAGAAUAAGCGUCAUCCCGAACAAUAUGGAAAAGUACGUUUCCUUUAGCCUUGGAAACUUAAGGUUUCUCGAUUCCCUCCAAUUCUUGGGACCGGGUGCUAGUUUGGAUGCUUUGGCUGGAAAUCUUACAGAGUUCCCACAUCUCAAGGAACAUUUUGAAAAAGUGUGGGGUUUUAACAAACCUGACGAUGUCAAUCUAUUAUGCCAGAAAGGUGUCUACCCUUAUUCCUAUAUGAAGAAUUUUGAAGUUUUUGAAGAAACAAGUCUACCCUCAAAACAAGCCUUCCACAAUGACUUAACUGGAGAUGCUAUUUCCCAAGAAAAGUACGAGUUUGCACAGAGAGUUUGGGAGACAAUGGGUUGUCAAACUUUGGGGGAAUAUCACGACCUCUAUUUAUUUCAAGAUAUCUUUUUGCUUGCGGAUAUCUUCGAGCAGUUUCGUCAAGUGUGUAUUGAGAAUUAUGAUUUAGAUCCCGCUCACUAUUACACAGUCCCUGGACUAGCAUGGGAUGCUGCCUUAAAGUUUACCAAAGUCAAGCUGGAAACCCUCUAUGACAUUGAAAUGCAUCAGUUCUUAGAGAAAGGCAUGCGAGGUGGUAUUUCGAUGAUUACCCAUCGCUAUGCUCAAGCCAACAACAAGUACCUAAAGGACUACAAUCCUGAACAGCCUAGCAGUUUUAAUAUCUACCAAGAUGCAAACAACCUUUAUGGGUUAGCGAUGAUUCAAUCACUCCCAGUGGGUGAUUUCAAAUGGAUGGAUGGGAAAGAUAUACAAAGCUUCAAUGUCAUGUCAGUAGAAGAUGAUGCUGACAUUGGUUACUUUUUAGAGGUGGAUCUAAAGUAUCCUAACGAUCUACAUGAUCUCCACUCAGAUUACCCACUGGCUCCAGAAAAAAUGUCGAUUUCCCACGAGAUGCUCUCCCCCUAUCAGCAGCAAUUAAAGGAAGACCUGGGGUAUAAGCCGAGUAAAGUGGAAAAACUGGUACCCAAUCUCUGGGAUAAAGUCAAGUAUGUGAUCCAUUACCGCAAUCUGAAGUUUUAUCUUACACAAGGUCUCAAGUUGCAGAAGAUUCACCGAGCCCUACAGUUCAAGCAGCAACCAUGGCUGAAACCAUACAUUCAACACAACACACAAUUGAGAGCCGCUGCUGCCAAUGAGUUUGAGAAAGAUUUUUUCAAGCUUAUGAACAACAGCGUAUUCGGAAAAACAAUGGAAGAUGUAAGAAAACGUGUUAACAUUAAGUUGAUCACAGAGCCAGCUAUGUUUAAAAAACAUACAGCAAAAGUCACCUACAAAAGAAGUGUUGUCUUCGUGAAUGAUGAAGAAAAGCAGGAGUACUUUGUUGGAUUGGAAGCAAAACGUACCUCUGUAAAGCUAGACAAGCCUAUCUACACUGGCUUCACAGUCUUGGAGCUUAGUAAACUUCACAUGUACGAUUUUCAUUAUAAUCACAUAAUGAAAAAGUACGGGCCUGAGAAAGCGAAGCUCUUAUUCACCGACACAGACAGUCUCACCUAUCACAUCACCGCCGAAGACCUGUAUCAAGACAUGAAACAGGAUCAGCACUUAUAUGACACCAGCAAUUAUCCCAAAGAACAUUUUCUAUACAGCACAACAAACAAAAAGAUCAUUGGAAAGUUUAAAGACGAGACGGGUGGACUCCCUAUUGUUGAGUGGAUUGGCCUCCGGGCUAAAAUGUAUUCCAUAAAGCUUGAGGAUGGGAAAGAGAAAAAAACAGGCAAAGGGAUCAAGAAAAGUGUCUUAAAGAAAGAAGUGAGACAUCAAGAUUUCAAAGAUUGUUUGAUGGAGGAAAGAGAAUUUCAACAUUCUAUGGUGAAUUUUCGCAGUCAUCAGCAUCAACUACACACCAUCAAGCAGACCAAAAAAUCACUCAGUCCAUUCGAUGAUAAACGGUAUAUCCUCGAGGACGGAUUUACUACGAGAGCACACGGUCAUUAUCAG